UACACACAGGGUAGGUAUUGUGUCUUGGUGAAAGCAUAACAACGUUUACAUAGAAACCAAAUAUUGAUACGGAAAAUAAUUGUGUGUAGAUAAUUUAGAUUUUGUCUAAUUUUUUAUUAUAAUAACUGCCUUUAAUAUAACGAACCAAAUAGUGCACAUUUCAUAUUCAACUGAAAAUGGAUCCUACUAAACUAGUUGGAAGAGUCAAAGAAUCUGUACGCUUAGAGCACAAGGCGCGUAGAAACUUUCCACUGAUCUGGAAUGGAAUUACAUCCCGUUCAAAUAAUAAGUUUUAUCACCCAGAUGAACUGGAUAAGAUGCUAAUGGAGAAGCUUCAACUACCAGAACCCGAUAACAAGGCUCAAUCGCACUUUAUUUCAGCUGAAAUGCAGAAGAGUUUGCUGGACAUUUGUCGCUGUGGGCGACCUAGGCAUGGCAUCCAUUUGACCAAGUGUCUGCAACGAGCUGUAAAUAAGAAUCUACAAUCUGAGGAAUCUGAAUCGAAAGCCGUAAAUAAAAUGCCUCAGACUUCAAAUUCAUUUAUUGGAUUUAAAACAGCUCCUUAUCAAAAGUUAGAACGGUCCAUGCAGUAUAUAUCGCCUACAAUCUCUAUGCCGGGGCCUCGCAUCACUGCUGCCCCAUACAAUGCCAUUAUUAUAGGUUGACAAAGAUUUGUAAUUGCACUGAUUAAAUGCCGUGGGAAACAUGAA
Messenger RNA from Drosophila mojavensis, 710 nucleotides. RefSeq lists its product as uncharacterized. NCBI's taxonomy places the organism in Eukaryota, Metazoa, Arthropoda, Insecta, Diptera, Drosophilidae. Bases 177 to 665 code for a protein of 162 amino acids. The record is from RefSeq and is a predicted model, not a curated record. The transcript is spliced from 4 exons.